GGAUCCACUUCUAAAAACAGCUCAACCAUCUAAAAAGAGAGGGGCAUCAGCUUCUCCAGCACCACUGGAAUCUGAAUGCUGGUUUCUCAGUUCUCCAAAAUGUGAGGGUUUGAGGGACCGCUCUGCCCCGGCUCUAUACACACCUCCACAGAGCUGCUCCCUUCCUUGGCAGGAUGCAAAACCCGACUCCAAGGACUUGCCGUCUGGUCUUUCUCCAUAUAGGAACAAACAGGAUCGCGUGAAAGCCAUACACAGUCUGUCCAGGGAACUUGUAGAAAAGGUUGAGCUGGCAACUAAGAGGCUGAAUGCAACAAGCAGGGUUCAAGACUCUGCUGACAAAAUAUCGACCCAGACGACUUGGGACCUUUUCAAAGGAUCUUCUUCUCACUCAGAGCCAGACACAUCCAAGGGCGAGCAAGACAGGACAAUGACGAUACAAAUGCUUCUGGAAGCCCCAAGUCUCAAUGAGUCGUGUGUAUCGUCAGAUAGAGAAUUUCAUGGACUGGGCAGGAUUAGCCUUGUGGGUAGCGCUGAGGGAACAACAGUCCAGGACAGACAGAAAACAGCACACGCUCCUUCGUCUGCUGGGAGUGCUGUGGGCAAAGAAUUACCAUGGAUCACCCGUAGUGCGAGACAGAGACAUCUCCUCACUGGGGAAGACCUGAGCAACACGCUGAAAGGUUUUCUGGUGGAUGAAGGCUCCGAGGUGGACAUAAGCCUAUUGCGUGAAAAGCCAAUAACCAGCCCAGUCUCUCUAUCUCACCGAUUCCUCGCUGGAAGCCCGCAGAGGGAACCCGCAGCUCCGGGGACUCGCUGCCCGCGGGAGGCUGCCCUGAACGCCCGGACUCGGGAGGAAAUCGCAGACCGAUGCCCUGCGGCCAGCCUGGGGACGCCUGGCAGCCGCACGCUGGGACCCUCUGCCCCCCUGCCCACCGGCGCGGAGGUUCAAGGCGGCUUUGAGCGGGACUUUGGUGAGGGAGACCUUAGCUGCACAGAACUGGAAGAGAAACACAGGAGCCAUCUGGGCAAUUUGAAGCAAACCUCCCUCCAGCUGGCUCACAAACUGCAGGCCCAUCAGCUGCAGCAGAAACAACUGGCAGCGCUGAGUGAGAAAGCAAAGCUAGAAGUUGAAGAAAGCCAGAGGUCUUUGAGUGACCUGCUUCAGCACAAUUUAGAGGAGUGCAGUAGCUCCAGAGCUGAUUAUUCCUCUGUGCCAAGACGGGACCAUGCAAAGCAAAAGCAGAGAAGCUCUCAAUCGGAAGGCAACAGCACAGCUGGCGAGAGCAACGGGGAGGCUCGUACGGUGAAGCAACCCGGCCCGCAAGCAGCCAGCGGGCACCGUCCGAUGGAUCCCCCCGCGGCGGGAGGCGGCCGACCCCUCGGAGGAAGGCGGCCGCGUGGCUCGGAGCUGCGGGGAGAGCGCGACGAGCCGCCGCACGGCCCUCGCACCUCGGAGCCCGCGCGACCGCCCGGGGCCCGACAUGGCGGCGAGGCAGCUGGCGCCGGCAGCCAGGGCGGCGAGGCCGGCGGGUGCCACGGAGGCGCCGUCCGCAGCCGCUUCGGCCUGGCCGUGGCGGAGCAGUGCCUGCGGGGAGAGGAGCUGCGAGGGUGCCACCAGGCCGCCCUGCUGCGGCUGCGGCGCCGGGCGCUGCGGGAGCGAGCCGCCGCGCGCCUGGCCUGGCUGGACCUCCGCCGACGCUGUCUGGAAAACCUGCAAGAUGGUAAGGGAGCCUCUGCCCUGGCUGAGAAGCAGCGCAAAAUUCUAACUGAGCUGCAACAGGAGCAGGCAGAAAUCCAGCACCUGCAAAAUAUCUACAAGGCAGCCCAUCAAGAAAGGAAGCUUUUAUUAAAGCACCAAAGAGAAAUCUUAAUGAUGCAGCGUUCAACAGCACAGCUCCAGGAAGAGCUGAAUAACUUGACUGGGAAGCAAGAGUUUACAAAGAGCCCAGCAACUGAAGAAGCAAUAAAGCAGAAGACAACGAGACUGAUUUCCUGCCCAAUGCCGUAUUCCAUCUCAGCAGAAUCUACAGCACAGUCAGAAAGGCCUGGUCUGCCAGGGAACAGAGAGAGUUGUGUCCAGCUGAAGAAUAAACAAAGCAAGAAAUAUGAGGGCCUUUCUACUGAGAACAAGAAACCCUUGGUACAACACCAGAAACAGGCAGAGGAGUCCCCAGCUUUGGAGCAGUCACUCGAUGUAGAAGCUCCUGAUGUGUCCGAAACAGUGGACAAAACACUGUGUGAUGCCACUGGUCAAAACACAGGCUCGCUCUUUAUGGUUAAAGAUCACGAAAACACAGAGCUUAAUGCUCAGGAUCAUGUUUUCUUACAUCUGGAACAUGCAAAUUCAGCUAGAAUAGAUGAAGGUAUAUCCACACCCGUUCCAAGAGAAGGCAGAAAGUAUGCACUUCCGGAAUCUGUGCUGGAGGAAAAGGCAUUUAUUUCAAGCCCAAAGCUAGAUCUUAAAAACAAUCAAGAUAUUAAUCCAUGUGACAGCAAGUUUACAGUGAAAGGCUUGGGGAUGCUUUCUACAUUGUGUAACUUAUGCCUGGUUGAGGCAGAAAGUACUCUUCAAGAAACUGGUGACAGCACAUCACCCAUAGUGGAAGACCUAGAGAAUGAUUCUCUGACAGUGGAGAAAGUGCACAGGGAGCAGAGAAGUCAUGAAGCUCGAGAAGAGCAGGACUCCAGCAGUCCAUUUCAGGCAUGUGGAAAGCUUAUAAUUUUAUAUGAACUCGCUGGAGGAGGUAAGAAACAUCUUUCUUCUGAUAGUGAAGAAGAUGGUGAAAGAGGAUCACUGCUAAUUUCAGAUGGAGCCACAGUAGUGAAAACCCAGUUAAGAAAAGAAAGGCCAUCAGAAGAGCAGAGGAUUAGCACAGACUCUAAGAGAAAGUCAGAAAUCACACAUAUAGAUGAAAAAUCACCUUUUGAAAUCUCAUUGUCACAAGAUGUUCCAGUUAAAGAAGUGGAAGUGCCUGUCCCUCAUGAGAUCAGUCAGGUGGAUGGCAGUCAGUGGUUGAAACAUUUGGACCCUAUUUCUCAUGAAACUUCUGAUGAAGAACUUGAUUUAAAAGCAUUUUCCAAGGGAUUAUCUUCCACAGAGUCAUCCUCCAAAUCAGACAACUUCUCUCUGACAGGUGGGAGUGCCAAAUCAGACUCUUUACUCCCAGAAUUUCAGAAAGUGUCUGCAAUUUGGAUUGACAUCUCAGAAAGCUCCAUUUCAGAUUCUGAAUUAGAAGUGAAGAAUGGAGAGGACACAGAUGUCGGUAUCCCAGAAGAGUUUGCCUAUGAUAAUGGUGAUGUGUUUCCUAACAUUUCAACAGAGACACUAAUAGCAGUAAAUGAUGGAAUGGAAAUGUUACCUGGUGACAAAUAUGAUGAACAAGUGCCCAAAGCUGACUGCAGUCCUGAGAUUUCAUCAUGCUGUCAGAACUCUCAGAAAUAUCCUGGAGAUGUUCCGGAUCAUGGUGAUCAUUUGCUUUAUUUCAUCCCGUCAGACAAAGGAAAUGCCUCCAAAACAAAGCCACCACAUGUCUUUCAGUCUGAUAACCCUGCCAAGGGAAUGGAUGAACCACAUUUGGAAGCCUCAGAAAACUAUGGUAGAAAUGACACCUCUUCUCAAGAGAUCUCUGAGCAGGAUAAAGAUGCAGGUACCAGCUCUUCGUACAAUGAUGAUAUUUACCCAACUAAGAAGAUCUGUGCACAGCAGGAUUCCAGUUCUACAGCUAGCAGAGUGAAAAAGGAUGGCGAACUUAACAGUAUAUCUGUGGAUCAAAACACAGAGUUAAUGGGGUUUCUGCUGACAGAUUCUUUGAAGUGUCUAGAUUUGGAUACUGACCAAUUUAGUAACACUGUCUCUUUUCCACCUGAGAGAGGUAUUACAAAUGAUAAAUUAGUAGCAUGUGUAUCCUCCAGAGAUUUAUCGGUUUCAGAAGGUGAAAAUAACCAUACACAGCUUUUGAAUGAGAAACUUUCAUCCAGCAAGCUCAGUAAAAUUGUAUCUCUGCCCACAUCCAUGCCAGGAAUUUCUGAGGAAGCCCAUAAAGAAACUGAAAUCAGUUCAUAUGAAUCUUUGCAAAGGGUGGCCACAGGAAAUCAAAAUAACUCAACAACUCAAAGGCAAGCCAUUAAGGAAAUGGGAAGGGGACUGCUUUCUUCUGCCUCCUCAAAAGAGCAAUUGUUUCAAGCUGAGAACUGUUCCUCCAAGGGUGAAGAUGAUACAAUUUUUAUUAGUGAUGAGGGUCUUCUCUCAGCUGAUGAGGAUACCUUGUCAGAAAUACUGUCUCCUGUUGAUGAAGUGCUGUCCUAUGGAAGUGCUGACUUGCCAUCCUCUAAUAAAAAGGAUUUGUCAUUUCCAAGUGAAGAUCCUCCUCCUCCUUUGGGUGUAGAUGCAAUGAAAAAUGAUGAUUCUAGCUUCAGUACGGAUGACUUCCCAUCUCCACCAGAGCAAAUGACAUUCUCAGAGACUAGACAGUGUAUGGAUGAAGAUAUAUCACUGAAAACGGAUGCAUUACCCCCAUUACCUGAUAACAUUGUGCCUGAAGAACUUCCUCUGCUCAAUCCAGAGCCAAUUGAUGUUUUUUCAACUCAGGAUGGUAAUCUCUCAGAACAAUCUUUAGUUAAAGAAGAUAUUUCCAGUGCAAAGAAGGACUUAUUAGAACACCAGCAAGGAGGAUAUGAGAUGUCUUUGCAGUGUUUGGAGUUUCUGCAUGUGCCAAAUCCUGUUUCUUCUGGUGAAGCCAGUAAAAAUACUGGGGCCAUGAAGAAACUACGCAAAACACACGUAACACUUCCCAAAGCUGAGGAGGAGAGCCACGACCCAUUAUUAUCAUUUGAAAUUGGAGACAGAGUGUUAGUAAAAAAGACACAACCUGGGACUUUAAUGUUCAAAGGACGGACUUGCUUUGAUAGUGGCUAUUGGGCUGGUGUUGCACUUGACAAAGCGGAAGGUGAUAACUCUGGAACUUACCAAGGCGUGAAGUAUUUUGAGUGUGCUCAGCACUGUGGCAUCUUUGUCAGACCUGAUCAAAUUUCACACCUGUUGGAGGCCAAUGACAAUGGUUCCAAUGACACUGAGGAUGAAGACUCGGACUCAUUCUAUGAUGAUGAAUCCUUCCAAGGAGACUGCAAAUACACUGAAGAUGAUAAGCAGGGAGCAGGAAUUACAGAGCAGAAAGCUGAAGACACAAAUAAUGUGGGAGGCUCAGAAGUGAAAGAAAAACAGUCUAGGUUACACAUUGCCUUGCUGUCUGGAACAGGGCAAAAGUUUCCAAAUUCUGGUCAGUGCAAGGGUAAUGAAUUCCUUUGUCAAAAUAAUCUAAUGUGCUUGCAAUCAGAUAAAGAAAAAACAGAACUGACACAAAUAAAACAAAGUAUACUUGCAGAUAUGCUUCCAGUGGAAAAUAAGACCAGUAACACAGAUGAGAGAAACACAAGCAAAAAUAUUUGUUGCUCGGUAGAGGAUCAGAAAAGAAAAAAACUCAUUGAUGAUAUCGCAAGUGAACUCAGUAAAAAACUUCUGUUUGACACUUUAAUUGCAUUUUCUGAAACAGCUCAACAUAAACAUAAAAGUGCCUUUGAAGAAGAAGUGAUAAAUUAUGGCAAAGGCCCACAACAAGAAGACAAUCAGAAACGGUUUCUCUUCAAAGAAAAUCCAGCUGAUAGCUUAUCUAAACAAUCAGCAAAGGUUUCUGAUGUCUUACUGUGUGGUUUUGAUAUGCUUAGCAUUCACGGUUGUCACACAGUAGCAGAAAGAAUUGUAACUAAAUUUGUAGACGAUGCACUUAAAGAAUAUAAGAAGAUUAGAAGAAAACAAGGAGCAAAAGCAGGCAAGAUAUUUCAUUUAUCUUCAGACACUUCUCCGACCACUUUGCCAUUCCUUAUAAAAAUCCUUGAUGCUGGUGUUUUUGGAAGCUCUGAAGAUUUUGAUCAGCUUAAUUCUGACCAAUGUAUUCUGGAGAGACAAACACAAAAGCAAUACUUGUACAAAUUAGAUCAGUGGCACUCAGCUCCUUGGAAGAAAACUGCAGAGGUUCCUCUUGUGGUACCACAUUACAGUUCAUCCGUUAAGAAAUUGUCUGCACAUGCUGUAGAAGAAUUAUGGACUCCAGAAAACAUGCACUCAAGUUGCAGGAGAAUCAGUGUGCCAAAGCAUUUUGAAUGUAAUGACUUCUCAGAGAACAAUUUGGAAACAGAAAGCAAGAGGAUGUAUAAUCAGAUUAUAUUUGAUUUGACCCAUGAGUUGCUAUGUGCAGAAUAUCAUGUAACUGUAAAUCCAAAUGCAUUUCCAUGGCUGAAAGAAAAUUUGGGAUCUUGCUAUUCCAGGCAUCUUUGCAGAAGAACAGAUGUCAAUGAGGUCAAGACAUUUGUUCAGGGUGAAAUUAUUAAAAUAAUGAACUUGGAAAAGAACGACUUAGAAAUGAAAAGAAAAUUCCUUAAAAUGUCCAAGUAUGGAAACUGUAAGAGAGACAGAGUGGACCUUAUUCUGAUUCAGGAGCUCCGCAAAGAAGAAUCUCAGUGGACUUACUACGAUGAUGAUGAAUUAACUGUGAAGAUGAGAAUAACUGAAGACAUAUUUGAUAGCUUGAUCCUUGACACAAUCAGAGUUCUUAAUAAGAUCUAUCUGACACGAGCCUGUGAUUAGAAGUAUUCACUAAAAGGCCCUAAUGGUGGAAUUUUAAUUUCUGUGAUUUUUAAAGCAAAGAUUGCACAAUUAAGAAUUUUAAUUUUGAACUGUAUUCCCAAUACCAGCGUGGCCUUGGGCUAAGCUAUAUGCCCAUGUUUACAAUGAAAGGAGGCUUUAUGCAGAUAGAAUGUAUUACCCUCAUGUUUAGCCUAUUUUCUGCACCAACAACUUCCUUAGGACCCCCUGUUGGCUUUAUUAAACCUCUCCAUUUCUUGCAUUGGUUAAAAUUAGCCUGGAGAUGGUUUCAGAGAUGGGCAUAUGGAAUGAUCCAGCCCCGGCAGGAUUCAGAGCCAGAGUUUCUCUUCUAAACAGAAGACACAUACUGAUAUAAUGCACUUUAAAUGGGAUACUUUCCUACCAGUAACUCUGGUUUCUGAAUUUCUGAAUACUAAAUGUGUAUAUAUAUUUAUGAAAACAAUGAAGUUCUUUAACAUGCAAUUCACAUGAGUCCUUGAAUUCUUACAACAUCUAAACAUAAGGUUGCUGGGGAUGUAUUUUUAUUGGAAAAAUGAGCAAAUCAAUAAUUCUACUUUAUUUUAUAUUGGAAAAUUGGAGAAAUCAAGAUUUUAGCAAGGAAAUAUGAAUGUUCUCUGAUCAUGCUAAUUUUUCACUGUGUGCCUCUGUGCUCCCACCCAUUUCACAUAAAGAGAAGACUAAUGAUAAAUUUUUAUUUGUUAAUGUUCUAAUAUUAUGCAAAUAUUUAUUUAUCUUGCUGGUAUUCAGAAACUGUAUAUUACUGAAUAAUUACAUUUAAGGAGGUUGAGUUUAUUCAAAUCCUGUUCAUUCAAGGCAUCUUUCAAAUCAACAUAAAAGCAGGGUAAUUACAUUUAAACUAAAUAUAAAUUUAUAUUUAAAAUCACAAUAUAUACAGUCUGGUUUUGGCAAAAAAAAGCAGAAUGUAAAAGGAUUUUAGGUUUCUAUUUUUAAAUAUUGAGGGCUGAAAUAACUGUUUUCAUAUGGAAUUGUUUGUUUUCUGAAUAAACAAAAAAUGCAUCUUU
Dromaius novaehollandiae (emu) is the source of this 7680-nucleotide messenger RNA. It is a transcript of the gene CCDC187, whose product is annotated as coiled-coil domain containing 187. Gene Ontology annotation, biological process: microtubule anchoring. The record is from RefSeq and is a predicted model, not a curated record. Gene Ontology annotation, molecular function: microtubule binding. NCBI's taxonomy places the organism in Eukaryota, Metazoa, Chordata, Aves, Casuariiformes, Dromaiidae. Gene Ontology annotation, cellular component: centrosome. The coding region runs from base 428 to 6640 and encodes 2070 amino acids. The transcript is spliced from 23 exons.